Molecule: messenger RNA, 1821 nt
Organism: Closterium sp. Naga37s-1
Lineage: Eukaryota; Viridiplantae; Streptophyta; Zygnematophyceae; Desmidiales; Closteriaceae
Source: the annotation of a GenBank genome assembly
AUGAAGGACGCAUGGGAUACUAUUAUCGACAAAGAGUUCUGGGCGCGCGUUGGGACGGUGCUCGAUGUGCUUCGUCCGGUCUAUAAGCUGUUGCGGAAUGUUGACGGCAAUCAGGAGGUGAUGGGCAAGAUCUAUGACAAAAUGUUUGUUUUGGAGGACGCGGUGAAGGAGGCGUGUAAGGAGCUGACCGAGGAGGAGAAGGAGGAUGUGACCGACAUCGUGCGGAAUCGGUGGAACAACGACAUCAACUGCGCGCUUCACGUGGUCGGACGGAUUCUGUACCCGCCAAACCAAUGCGAGUCAAUAUUUGGAACGGACGUGGAGUGUACCAAGAUCUUCAAGCAAUUCAUUCGCAAUUACUACAAGGGUGAGUUCGUGAAAAUGGGAGGGGUGAUGGCGCCACUCGCAACCAUCGUCGAAAAAGAGGACUUGACAUACACCAAGGGGAAGGGAGACAUUGGGGAGCAGAAAGCGCGUGAUGAACAUGAACUCAUCAAAGCUGGGCUUUUGGAUUCGGCGCAUUGGUGGGAAUUCAAUGGCACGGACGUGCCCCACCUCUCCAAGCUUGCAAGGAGAGUUCUCAAGCAAUGCGUCUCAGCCUCCCCUUGCGAGACGAAUUGGGCCGUUUGGGAGUCAAUCCAUACAGCUCGUCGUAAUCGCCUUGGAGCGAAACGUCUUGCCGACCUUGUGUACGUGAGCCACAACUAUCACACAGUGAAGAAGUUGAAUGAGGAUCUUGCUAAGAAGCUGGUGGUGAGUGGGCUUCCUGAGAUCCAAGUUAAGGAGGAACCUACUGACAGCUACGGGCAUCUCGAUGACGACGACAUCCCUGAUGAGGCAUAUCUUGAUGGCCAGGAAGCGGAAGAGCCGAAGGACUGCCCCACCCCACCUUCUCGUGCUCCAUCCCCCUUACAGUACUUCCUCUACCAGCUGCUCCGCGGUCUCAAGUACGUGCACAGCGCCAAGUACUUUCUUUACCAACUCCUCCGCGGUCUCAAGUACGUGCACAGUGCCAAGGUGCUUCACCGUGACCUCAAGCCCUCCAACCUGCUGCUCAACGCCAACUGCGAUCUCAAGAUUUGUGACUUUGGGCUGGCGAGAUCAGCAGAGGAGAGUGACUACAUGACGGAGUAUGUGGUAACCAGAUGGUAUCGCGCCCCAGAGCUGCUGCUCAACAGCAAGGCAUACACAGCAGCCAUCGACCUGUGGUCCGUGGGAUGCAUCUUCAUGGAGCUGCUGAAUCGCGAGGCCCUCUUCCCUGGCAAGGACUAUGUGGACCAGCUGCGCCUCAUUACCUCGACCAUUGGGUCUCCAGACGAUUCAGACAUCUCGUUUCUCGAGAGUGACAAUGCGCGCCGCUAUGUGCGCUCGCUGCCCUUUGUACGCAAGCAGCCCCUCGCCGCUCGCUUCCCCAACAUGGCACCCCUCGCUUUGGACCUCAUGGAGCGGAUGCUGCUCUUUGAUCCUGCCAAGCGCAUCACAGGUGAGUGGCGACAAGACGCGCUGUAUGGGGAUGUGGCUGUAAGGGCAUGUGUGUGCUCCCCCCCAUUCGUACGCAAGCAGCCCCUCGCAUCCCGUUUCCCCAACAUGGCGCAACUGGCGUUGGACCUCAUGGAGAGGAUGCUGCUGUUAGAUCCCGCCAAGCGCAUCACAGUGGAGGAGAGUCUAGACCACCCAUAUCUCGCAAGUCUGCACGACAUCAGCGACGAGCCGGUGUGCCAUGCGCCGUUCACCUUUGACUUUGAGCACCCGGUGCUGCCUGAAGAGACCAUCAAGGACUUGAUAUGGGCCGAAGCCAGGUCGCUCAACCGCGACUUCUGA